AUGAAUUUAUCUAAACGCAUUUUGGAAUCUUGUGGGAUUUUGACGCAAUUACCGCAAGACAAUCUUUCACCAGAAAUAUUAGAUAAAUGUGAAAAUGUUGAGCAGAACAAUAUCACGGAAAGUAAUAGCAGCUCUCAAUGUUUAAAUGAAUGGAGCCAAGUAAAUACAGCUUUUCUUCUUGACAAAUACGCAGAAUAUUUGCCAGAAGUUGGUCCGAUGAAAAAAUUCAAAACUAAAGUUCAUCUUUUUAAACAAGUGGCACAUGAAUUAAACGAAAAAUUUUCAUCAGAAUUUACAGGAAUUCAAUGUUGUUCCAGAAUGAAAACAAUUUUGAAGAGAAAAAAUUUUGCAAACAAAAGCAACAAAACUUCUGGCAAUACCAGAACAAAAAUUGAAUACCAAGAGGAAUUGGCAAAAGUUGCUGCUAUUGAUGAUAGUUACGACCCUGAAAUAAAAAUUGGCGUAGGGCGUAUGGAAGUAACAGAGAAACCAUGUCUGAACAUUUUAAAGAGCAGAAAAAGAAAACAGGUAGAAGACCAAUUGCAGUGGAAAAUUCACGAAGCCAAAAUGGCAAAAUUUCAAGAAAUUAUUGAAAUGAAAGAAGCUGCAAAACAAAAAAGGCAUGAGGAAAAAAUGGCACUUUUAAAGCAACUAUUCGAAGGAAGGAGUAACCAUCAGCAAGCAUCAGAAAAUUGA
Molecule: messenger RNA, 696 nt
Organism: Leptopilina boulardi
Lineage: Eukaryota; Metazoa; Arthropoda; Insecta; Hymenoptera; Figitidae
Exons: 3
Coding region: 1-696 (231 amino acids)
Source: RefSeq, a predicted model, not a curated record